AUGGCAAGUUCUGCUUCCCUGGAGACGGUGAUGUCCUGCGGUAGGACAGGGCCGUCUGCGGCUCCCAAGACCCUCGCCUUCUCCAUAGACCGGAUCAUGUCCAAGAACUCGGAGCCGAAGGGGAGCACGGAGGAGCGGUCCGAGGGGAAGAAGCUGCUGGGGCUCUGCUCCCCGAUCCCCUGCAUGUUCCCGCUGCAGCCUUUCAGCUACGAUCUGCAGGCCAAGGCGCUGAUGAACUACUCGGAGCUGUGGAGAGCCAGUUUCAGGGGGACUUUUUGCAGUUCCGCAGCCGCGCCGUGCAAAGGGAACUGCGGCAUGUGCGGCAAAGCUGAGCCGGGCUUGAAGCAGCCGUUGCUGACGUCCGGGAGCAGGGUGGUGAAACCGCAGGUCAUCCACCAGGCCAUGGCCGUGCCCAGCGGCGGCUCGCUGUACUAUCUCAACUACCUGGACUCCGCGUACCAGCAGUCGGAGCUGUUGGCCGGACACUGGUUCUCCAACUCGCAGGCCCAGGCCUCUCUGUCGGCGCACCACAGACUUUUGCUGCUGGAGAACGCCAAACUUGCUGGAGUAGGGUCCGAGAAGCUGCCCACACCGCAGUACCCGCACAAGGAACAUCUGCCGGGGCAGCUGGACCAGAUAGUGAAGGAGAACAACGGCCUGAGCGCCGAGAAGAACGGCGUCAAGACGCACAUCAAACUCAGCAGCAGCUGCACCAGCGCUGCAGACGGGAAACCCAAAAACUUCACUUGUGAAGUGUGUGGAAAGGUUUUUAACGCGCAUUACAAUCUGACCAGACACAUGCCGGUACACACCGGAGCCCGGCCCUUCGUGUGCAAAGUGUGCGGUAAAGGGUUCCGCCAGGCCAGCACGCUGUGCAGACACAAGAUCAUCCACACGCAGGAAAAGCCUCAUAAAUGCAACCAGUGUGGGAAGGCGUUCAACAGGAGCUCCACGCUCAACACGCACGUCCGGAUUCACGCCGGCUACAAACCUUUCGUCUGUGAGUUCUGCGGGAAAGGUUUCCACCAGAAAGGAAACUACAAGAACCACAAGCUGACGCACAGCGGGGAGAAGCAGUACAAGUGCUCCAUCUGCAACAAAGCCUUCCACCAGGUCUACAACCUCACCUUCCACAUGCACACACACAACGACAAGAAGCCCUUCACCUGCGCCACCUGCGGCAAGGGCUUCUGCCGCAACUUUGACCUGAAGAAACACAUCAGGAAGCUGCACGACGGGGUCUUCACAGCGCCCACGGAGGCCUCCAGAGAGAGGGAGCUGCAGAGCUGA
This is a messenger RNA of Cyclopterus lumpus (lumpfish), 1290 nucleotides long. RefSeq names its product FEZ family zinc finger 2 (gene fezf2). Gene Ontology annotation, cellular component: nucleus. Bases 1 to 1290 code for a protein of 429 amino acids. The record is from RefSeq and is a predicted model, not a curated record. Lineage: Eukaryota; Metazoa; Chordata; Actinopteri; Perciformes; Cyclopteridae. The transcript has 4 exons.